Molecule: messenger RNA, 807 nt
Organism: Penicillium cinerascens
Lineage: Eukaryota; Fungi; Ascomycota; Eurotiomycetes; Eurotiales; Aspergillaceae
Product: 2-deoxyribose-5-phosphate aldolase
Exons: 1
Coding region: 1-807 (268 amino acids)
Biological process (GO): carbohydrate catabolic process; deoxyribonucleotide catabolic process
Cellular component (GO): cytoplasm
Molecular function (GO): deoxyribose-phosphate aldolase activity
Source: RefSeq, a predicted model, not a curated record
AUGACGUCCAUUCCAUCAACUGACGCCGAGUGGGCGACGUUAAUUUCCCAGGUGCGGGAGCAGUUACCGGCGAGACCAACAUCGCAGCCGACGAUCCCACUGAGCAUCGCGGGGAUGAUUGACCACACACUCUUGACCGUGGGCGUCGAUCCGGAAAGAAUCGACACGCUAUGCGACGAAGCCAAAGAACAUGAGUUCGCAUCCGUCUGCGUCAGACUGGACCACGUCGCUCGCGCCGCCGCAAGACUCAAGGAUGCUCCUAAGACAGUCGUGGCCUGCGUGGUGGGGUUUCCCGAGGGCACACACGAGACCGCCGAGAAAGUGCGGGAGACCAAGGAGGCCGUGGCAAACGGCGCUAAAGAGCUGGACAUGGUUAUCAAUUACCCGCUGCUGAAAGAGGGCAAAUACACAUCGACCUACGAGGAUGUCUUGGCCGUGCGGAAGGCUGCUCCUAGCCCGAUUAUUCUCAAGGCGAUCGUGGAAACUUCCCAGCUCGACAAGGACGAACUCGUCGCCGCCACCGUUAUCUGCUGCAUGGCUGAAGUCGACUUCGUCAAGACCAGCACCGGACUCAAGGGCAGUGGUGCUACUGUCGACAAUGUCACCACUAUGCGUCUUAUUGUUGACCGUUGUGGAACCAAGAAGACCAAGGUUAAAGCGAGCGGAGGUAUCCGCUCUGCUAUCGACUGUUUGAAGUUAAUCAAGGCCGGCGCCCACCGUAUCGGCACCAGCGGCGGAGUUUCAAUUGUGAAAGAGGUGGAUGAGGGCGAAUUACUGGAGCAAGGAGCUGGUCAUAUAGUGGCUUAA